GUUCACAGUGGGAGGAAUAUUACUACGAUCAUUACGGCACGUACUUGGCGGUUGAGGUCGCAGUUCCCAUCGUCGUGUUCUUCGUGGUUGUCACUGUUAUCGUCCUAACAGUCGUGUGCAUUCGACGUCAAAGAAUCCUACGCGGCAGAGCGAUGAUUCAGCGGGAAGCUGUACCACCCCAACCGGUUGUAGUCCCCAAACCUGGAACAUCAUAUCCUCCGAGUGAAGUGAAUCCUCCACCCUACUGGGAAGGGGCACAGGAUGGACAGCCUCCCUAUCCCAUAGAGGAGCCACCCCCUUACCCAGACAUGCUGAGAGGCCCGGUACCAAACAAACCUCCAAUGCCUCCGAUGUUACCACAGUGAGACGAAACUGCU
Molecule: messenger RNA, 377 nt
Organism: Opisthorchis viverrini
Lineage: Eukaryota; Metazoa; Platyhelminthes; Trematoda; Opisthorchiida; Opisthorchiidae
Exons: 3
Source: RefSeq, a predicted model, not a curated record